This is a messenger RNA of Pochonia chlamydosporia 170, 3414 nucleotides long. Its product is annotated as transcription factor hoxa13. NCBI's taxonomy places the organism in Eukaryota, Fungi, Ascomycota, Sordariomycetes, Hypocreales, Clavicipitaceae. The record is from RefSeq and is a predicted model, not a curated record. The transcript is spliced from 3 exons. The coding region runs from base 1 to 3414 and encodes 1137 amino acids. Gene Ontology annotation, biological process: protein transport.
AUGACGGUCGCCGAUCCCAAGGGCAAUCGGUCUGCCAAUGGCAAUCUGAACGGCCGGGCCACCACCAAAAGGAGGACAUCAAAGCAACAACGAGGCCUUUUCCAAUGGGCUUUCAGCUCUUUAGCUAGACUUGCCACAUGGGCUGCUAUAUUCACCAUUCUCUUUCGUUGUCCACCGACGCUUGAGGCCUGUGACGAAACCUCGCCCUUCAUAUGCGGGCCAUAUUUUCGCGUCAAGAACGCAGUAACGCCUCAUGUUCAGCCGUAUUUCGAUCAAUACGCAGCACCUUACGUGGAUGUUGCCCGGCCGUACUACGAUACCUUGAACAGUCACGUCCUGGAACCGACACGCCAAUAUGUCAUCCUGUAUGGAACCCCCUGGGUCAACAAGGGACAAGAAUUCGCCCGCGCACAGUGGGAAUCCAAUGGGCAACCUCAACUCAUGCGACUUCAGGCUGUGGCCAAGGGUCAUUACGACAAGUCGAUAGCUCCGCACCUAGCCAUGGCUGGAGAAAUAGUUGGCCCGUACUACAAUACUGCUCAGCGACAUUCUCAAAAGGUCUACAACGCUUAUGUUCUACCCGGCUAUGAGUUUGCUCGUCCCUAUGCCAUGCGCGGGUACGACGUGGCUGCCGACUUCACAACUACCAAGGCACUACCAGCCACCUACUGGGCUUGGAGCAAGGCAAACGCUUUUGUAGAUACAGCCGUAUGGCCACAAUUGCGAGUUGUCUACGUGGAGAAUGUAGAACCGCAACUUGUUCGGAUUGGAGAACGACUUGCUCGAUAUAAAACAAAGUCAAACUCGACAGCUAAGGUUGUCUCUGAGGAGGUUCCUGUCGAAGGAGCCAGCUCUUCGAUAUCUAUUUCGUCCUCCUUCAGCAAGCCUCCGCCCCAGAGCCCGUCUACUUCGUCCUCCGCCGUCACAAGUACCGAGACUUUCGAACCCUUCGAGACAAAACCAGCCACGGCAGAGCCGGUUCACUACUGGAACCCCGUCGAAGCCCCGAUUAUAGCAGAAAAUGAAGACGAACAGCGCAGAAUUGCACGAGAAAUGGUCACCAAUGACCUUGCGACCUGGCAAAACAAGUUCGCUGCACAAGCCGAGGAAGGCGCUAGCGCCAUGGAGGACCAGGUAGACGAAAUCGCGCGUAGAGUUAUGGAAGAGAACGCCAAGGUGACCGGAAAGGGACUGCUUCAACAGCUCCAGGACACGAUCGCAGCCGAGAUUGCUAGCAUGAGGCAAAAGGUUUCCAAAGUUAUAGAAUCUGGCAGCGCCGAUGCCCAGCAGGAUGCUAUUUCUGCCAUUCGAUCAGCUGGAGUGGCCAUUAAGAAGAAAGCGCAGCUGAUCCGUGGAUGGCGAGAGGAUUAUGAUGCGGAGCUUGAAGAAACUGUGCUUGGCGCGGCUGAUGUUCAUUUCCAGAUUCUCGAUGAAACCCGCAGCCUCGCAUUAUCAAAUAUCGGUAUGAAGUGGGCUUGGACUGAUGGUAUCACUUAUAAAGACUGGCAGAAGUACCAUGAGCUGAAAGGCGCACUUAACGACUGGACUGAUGAAUUGAAACAGCUCAUCGUCACUCACCCAACUCUUCUUGAAGCCCAGGAGCUGUCCCACCAGAUUGAAGAUGACGGCAUGACGAUGGCUGCCGCCGCUGCCAAGGAGUUGGCAAGACUGAAGGAAGUGUCAGGCUGGAAGAUACUGGCAAACGACUUCACUGACAACUUUGACUCCGAGGACAUGCGACUCGCCGCAGAGGCAGCUGAGCAAGCCAAGAUAGAUGCAGCUGCCGCCGCGGCCAAACAGGAGGAGGAGGCGAGGGCGGCCAACGAACAAAGCCAUGGCGAGCCAGUCUCCAAUGACAAUGUCCCACGAGACACUGGUGACCGGCAAGAUGACAAAGAUCCUGCGGAAACUGUUGCCAAGGAACCUACUCCUCAGGGCGAACCCUCAACCCCAGAGCCUCCUGAGGAGCUGACUGUUCUGCCUGCUGAGGAUACCCCAGUCAUCAUCGCGGAUGCUGGUGACAGUUCCCCAGCUGCCGAGCCUGAGGAAACCACCAUCAUUUUGGGUGAGGCUACCAGUGACGCUGAAGCCAUCCCUACGCAGACAUCGGACGCAGCCGAAGAUGAGGUCACGGCCACGGCCACGGCUGACGAGGAGGAGCAAACUACAGCCGUGUUCAAUGACCACAGCACCGCCGUCAACCCGGUCAUGUUUGGAGCAGCUGCACAGUCGGUGUCAGGACAUGGUCCAAUUUUGGAUGACGACUCCGAUUCUGACGCCUUUGCCAGCGUGACGAGUGCCGCUGCCGCAGCGUACUCGAGUGCCGUGGCCCUUGCUGCUGAUCGAUACUCAAGUGCUUUCUCCGUCGUUUCAGCGCAAGUGGAAAGCACGUCUAAACCAGUUCACGAACAACUCUUCUCUUCCGUUUCCGCCGCCUAUGAUGGUGCCGUUUCUGCCGCCAAUCAGAAGUUUAGCGACGCAGUUGCAGCCGCAUCUUCUGGGGUUUAUAAAGCCAGUCCGACACCGACAAAGGCCAGCAACAUUCCUGACUGGAAACGAGUGGAGUCUAUUGCUGCACAGAGAUUAAACGAAGGCAAGCUGUGGGCAGAGAUCCAAUACCAAAGUGUGUUGAUGGCACUGGGCGCUGCAACGCCUACACCAACAUCAUCGCCCGACAAGUACUACGAACAGGCCAAGUAUCACUAUUACGCAGGACUAGGAAUGGCGCAAGAUCGAUACUCGAGUUUCAUGUCGGCGGCGUCGUCGGCGUGGUCAUCGGUGACAGCGACACCUACUCCAACCGACUUUGUUGGGUCUGCGUCUUCAAUGGCCUCGGUCGCCGGGGAGUCGGCGAGGUCUGUAGCAGGUGCUGCCGAUGAUGCUGUCAAAUCGGCCUACUCAGCGGCCAGCGAAGGAGUGAUGUCUGCAGCCCAAGAUGCUGAGGAUGCAAUUGGGAAGGUUGCAGAUUCCGCCGCAGAGCAGGUCGUCAACGUUGCUGGUGUGGUCGCGGACACUUGGGAUGUAGUUGUCUCCCAGCUGAGCAUUGACGUGUACGGCCAGCCUACAGCCAUUGGGUGGUAUGAAGGCGCGACGCAAACCGCCAGUUCUGCCGUGGCUGCUGCCACCGGAGCGGCUGCCGACUCUGCUGCUGCUGCAUCAGACGCGGCAGUGAAACGGUUUGAGGCGGUGAACAAGAUUGUAUCGGAGCUGAUAGUCGGGAAAGAACCCACGUUCAGCGAGAGCGUCAUGUCAAGACUCAGCGCUGUUUAUGCCACGGCAACGUCUAAUGUUGGAAGCAUGGCCAGCGAAGCCAGUGCUGCGGCCGCAUCUGUCGGGGACAAGGUCGGCAGUGCAGCCAGCCAGGCAACCCAGGCCGUCAAAGAAUCAGUUGAGCAAGUACGAGACGAAUUGUAA